CCGGACAGUGAAAUACCUCUUCAAGUACAUUAAUAAGGGUAAUGAUCGGAUCACAGUAGCAUUCUCUGAGGCAUCCGACAAUCGUAAGGUAGAAAAGGUUGAUGAGAUCACAAUGUAUUACGAUUGUAGAUAUAUCUCUGCAUGUGAAGCGGCUUGGAGAAUCUUUGGAUUCCACAUUCAUUAUAGGGACGUUGCAGUUGAACGUCUAAGCUUUCAUCUCCCUGGGCAACAUAGUGUGUACUAUAAUCCUAAAGAGUCUGUUAGUUCUGUUCUUAGACGUCCUACAAUCCACAUUACUAAGUUUCUAGCUUGGAUGCAUGCAAACAGUGUGUAUCCUCAAGCUAGGAGCUUGACUUAUGCUGAAUUUCCUACCAAGUUCACGUGGAAAACCAAAACAAGAGAGUGGGUACCAAGACAAAGAAGCACCGCGAUUGGAAGACUAUACUUCAUGCGACCUGGAGCCGGAGAGAAAUAUUAUUUAAGGAUGCUCCUUGGUGUCGUGAAGGGGGCCAGGAGUUUUGAAGAACUCAGAACAGUUGAUGGAGUCAUACACUCGACGUUCAGAGAAGCUUGCUCUGCACGUAGUAUGUUAAAUGACGAUAAAGACUAUAUAUAUAUGGACUUAUAGAACAAAGUCAUUGGGCAACAACGCAUGAACUUCACGUCACAUUUGUUCAUCUUUUACUACAAGAGUCAUUAUCUAUGCCCAGUAUGGUUUGGGAGAAGUGUUGACCAUAUCUAUCUGAUGAUAUACUCUACACUAUUAGGAAGAAUCUCAAUGAUCAAGAACUGCAGCUUGAUGAGAAGCAAAUAAAGAAUUAUUGUUUGUUGGAAGUUGAAAAACUUAUACAACAUCGUGGAAAGUCUCUAUUCUACUAUGACGGAAUGCCUCGAGUGACAGAUCUUGACAUUCCCUCUCUGGAUGAUGUUUUGAUACACGAGGAAUUGAGAUAUGUCAGACUUGCUUUGGCGGAGGAACAUGCUAAAUUAAUUUCCGCCUUGACGGAGGAUCAAAGGCGUGUUUAUGAGACAAUAAUGAGUUCUGUAGAGGCCAACCGUGGCAGUGUGUUCUUCUUAUAUGGGCACGGCGGUACAGGGAAAACAUAUCUGUGGAAGACCUUAUCAGCAUAUAUAAGGCAUCAAGGAAAUAUUGUGUUGAACGUAGCUUCAAGUGCGAUCGCAUCAUUGCUCCUUCCAGGUGGAAGAACGACACAUUCCAGGUUUAAAAUCCCACUCACAGCAGCAGAAGAUUCAACUUGCAACAUAAAGCCAGGAAGUGCACUUGCGAAGCUAAUUCAAAAGACGAAAUUGAUUAUUUGGGACGAGGCACCCAUGAUUAAUAAGUACUGCUAUGAAGCUCUUGAUCGAACCAUGCGGGAUAUUCUUCGACAUUCAUACGGUUGUGAUGGGAGCAAACCUUUUGGUGGAAAGACAAUUGUCUUUGGCGGAGACUUUAGACAGAUUUUACCGAUAAUUCCAAAGGGUAGCAGGCAAGAAAUUGUGCUACCGACUUUAAACUCAUCCUUCAUUUGGCCCUUUUGCAAGGUACUAAGGCUAACGAAGAACAUGAGAGUGCGAAGUGGAUCAGACGAUGUUAACUCUGCAUACAUAAAAAGGUUCAUUGAUUGGAUUUUAAAGAUAGGGGACGGAGUUCUAGGUGACAAUGAGGAUGGAGAAUCAUAUAUUGACAUACCUGAAGAAUUCCUCGUGCCUUGGAUUUCUGAUCCAGUUACUUCUAUUGUCCAGAGUACAUAUCCCAAUUUCUUAGCACAAUGCACAUCACCGUCAUAUUUAAUGUCAAGAGCAAUAAUUGCGCUAACAGUUGAUGAGGUGGACAAGGUUAAUGAUUACAUGCUCGCACAACUACCAUCAGAGAUGAAGACAUAUUUCAGCUCCGAUUCUGCAUCAUUAUCUGAUUCUGAUAGUAGUUUGUUGCAAGAGAUCAAUUCUCCAGAAUUCCUUAAUGGAAUCAAAUGUUCCGGAGUACCUAGCCAUGAGCUCAAAUUAAAAGUGGGUGCCACUGUGAUGCUUAUGAGGAAUCUUGAUCAAUCAUUGGGUUUGUGUAAUGACACCCGACUUUUAGUGACCCGACUUGGAAAGCAUGUUAUUGAGGCCCAAAUGUUGUCAGGGCCAACUGACGGCCAAAAACAUUUCAUUCCCCGUCUUACCUUGACUCCUUCUGAUGUCAGACUGCCAUUCACCUUUCA
Messenger RNA from Cuscuta europaea, 2207 nucleotides. NCBI's taxonomy places the organism in Eukaryota, Viridiplantae, Streptophyta, Magnoliopsida, Solanales, Convolvulaceae. The record is from the annotation of a GenBank genome assembly.